Molecule: messenger RNA, 372 nt
Organism: Panicum virgatum (switchgrass)
Lineage: Eukaryota; Viridiplantae; Streptophyta; Magnoliopsida; Poales; Poaceae
Product: protein FAR1-RELATED SEQUENCE 5-like
Exons: 1
Coding region: 1-372 (123 amino acids)
Biological process (GO): regulation of DNA-templated transcription
Source: RefSeq, a predicted model, not a curated record
AUGGCUGCUGCAAUAUCAAGGGUGUUUCCAAAUACGCAACACAGGCUAUGCCAAUGGCACAUGAUUAAGAAAUACAGAGAUGAGCUAAAGAAGCUGUACAAGGAGCAUGAAGGUCUGAAGAUCAAGCUCCUGACAGUGAUAAAUCACCCACUAACACCUAUAGAGUUUGAGGCGGCUUGGAGUGAGCUGCUAACAGAGUAUGGGAUAGGAGAGAAUGAUGCUAUAAAGGGCAUUUGGGAGUCCAGGCAUCUGUGGGUUUCAGCCUAUUUGAAGCCUCUGUACUGUGGGAGGAUGACAUCAACACAAGGGAGCAAGAGUGUGAACAAGGCAGUCAAAAAGGGGUUUUGCAACGAGGAAGACAUGCAUGAGUAA